UUUUAAUGUGGCUGAGAAUGAACAGUGGAGAUUAAGGGGAGAAAGAGUGUGUGUCUGUCUGUAUGUAUGAUAGAAAGACAGAGACGACAGAUCCCCAACAAUAACAACACAAACAAGAAGAUUAAGAAGAAGACGGGGCCGACACAUCAAGGUCUAUUUUUGAAAUAUAGAAAAGUGAGGGACAGGAAAGCGACGGGGAGCCCCCCACAUCCAGUAGCAGUAUCGCCAUCUCUGCACUCAGAGCUACUGCCGUGUCUUCCUUACGAUGGGAAACGCUGCUACCGCCAAGAAAGGCAACGAGCUGGAGAGCGUGAAAGAGUUCUUAGCCAAAGCCAAAGAAGAUUUCUUAAGAAAGUGGGAAUGUCCACCACAGAGUACCACCGGUCUAGAUGACUUUGAGAGGCAAAAAACCCUUGGCACAGGCUCAUUCGGAAGAGUUAUGUUGGUAAAACAUAAAGGAACAGAGCAGUACUAUGCCAUGAAGAUACUGGAUAAGCAGAAGGUUGUCAAACUGAAGCAGAUAGAGCACACAUUAAAUGAGAAGAGAAUAUUACAGGCUGUGUGCUUCCCAUUUCUUGUAAGGUUGGAGUAUGCCUUUAAGGACAACUCUAAUUUAUAUAUGGUGAUGGAGUAUGUUCCAGGAGGAGAAAUGUUUUCACAUCUUAGAAGAAUCGGAAGGUUUAGUGAACCCCAUGCACGAUUUUAUGCAGCGCAGAUAGUACUGACAUUUGAGUACCUCCAUUCACUAGACCUCAUCUACAGAGAUCUGAAACCUGAAAAUCUUUUAAUCGAUCAACAUGGGUACAUCCAGGUCACAGACUUUGGCUUUGCCAAAAGAGUAAAAGGCAGAACUUGGACGUUGUGUGGAACUCCAGAAUAUCUGGCUCCAGAGAUUAUCCUCAGCAAGGGCUACAACAAGGCUGUGGACUGGUGGGCACUGGGUGUUCUAAUCUACGAAAUGGCAGCGGGCUAUCCUCCAUUCUUUGCUGACCAGCCUAUUCAAAUAUAUGAAAAAAUUGUCUCUGGAAAGGUACGAUUCCCCUCUCACUUCAGUUCAGACUUGAAAGACCUUCUGAGGAAUUUACUUCAGGUAGAUCUGACCAAACGGUAUGGCAAUCUGAAGAAUGGUGUAAAUGACAUUAAGAACCACAAGUGGUUUGCAACUACAGAUUGGAUUGCCAUCUACGAGAGAAAGGUGGAAGCCCCCUUCAUACCAAAGUGCAGAGGCCCUGGAGAUACAAGCAACUUCGACGACUAUGAAGAAGAGGACAUCCGCGUGUCUGUUACAGAAAAAUGCGCAAAAGAGUUUUCCGAUUUUUAAAAGUGUGAGGGUGAGGUUGCAUCAGGGCUCAUAUAUUGGGAUCUUUGCACUCUGCUAAGAGAUGGGGUGUGGAGCUGACCAUCAUAUUUGUUAAAACAAUUACCUAGUUCCUUCAUUCCACAAGGCUGAAUGAGGUCCUUAAUGCCAUGGUCCUUGUGUGCAGUUAGCACUAACCCUCACACAGGCAUAUUUAAGCAGACACUCCCUAUGCUGCGACUCAAAAUACUAGACCACUUUCUUAACUUUUUCUUUUUCUUUAUUUUUAGUUCCAAAGCAGUUGUCUUUGUCUUUUAAUGUUGUCCCCCCCCCCCCCCCCCCCCCCUCCUGCUUGGUUUUUUUUUUUUUUUUUUUUUUUUUUGUAAAGUGGUAUUUUACAGAGCAACACCCCCCCCCCCUUUUUUAUGUCAGUGUUUAAUGAUUGAGUGAUUGUAUCAGGAGGUGUUGCACUUGGUGUGAUAUAGGUUGAAAUGAAAGAUAGGUGUUGCUUCUAGUGUUUGCCAGCCAAUAGUUUGUCUGUUACAUGUCUGAGACUUUAAAAGUUAUUAAAGAAAAAUCUUCAGCUAGCUCAGACUACAGUCUAGACAACAUUCUUGGCAACUUUCGGAAGUAGUACUUGUUCUUCGUGUCUAUCUAUAUAUCGAUCAACAAGAAUAAAGCAUUUUUGGUUAUCCAAAAUUAGAAUGAAUUUGAUGGCCGACGCAGGGUAGACAAAGCCCCGUACCUUGAAUAUUCCUGUAUAAUCAAUCUCUAUCACUUUUUCAUUCUUCUUCAGGGCAGUAUUCAUGCUUUUAAUACAGCUGGAUACUGCAGAGUGCGGCAAACCUAUGGAUACAGCAGGACAUUGUCAAUGUAGAGAGAUAUUUGUACCAUUUGUAUCAGUGUUUUACCAGUAUGUGAGGUCAUAGAUAAUUUAGUUUCAACUCCUGUAAUCCAUUAGUUGAAAUAAUCUUGGUACAUUUUUAAAUGAGGCACAAGAUAACAGGAAAGUUUCUGGUACUAAAAAACAAUUUGGACCCCUUUUAAAAUUUGGUAGACUUCUGCGUCACUGUAUAGCUCCACUGCAAGCUGUGUUAAAACUUAAAAAAGCUGUACUUGGAGUGAAGUGCUAUACUGAAAUGGUUCAUUGCUAGCUACAAUGUGUGCAAAAAGGGUUACUGCCAUUUUUUUCUGUGGCAGAGUUGGUAAAACUGGACUGGGCACGUGCAUUAACAAAAGUCACUGUUUUGAGUUUUUAAUGCUUAAGCUGUGUUUUGCAAAGUUCUCAAAUGAGAUGUGUAAAACUGCCAUAUUUGUAUGUAUUAGCCAUUCUCUUGCAUUUCUUUCUUGAUUUCUUUCAUUCUUAUGACAGAAUUUAGAAUUACAACUAUUAGAUAUGUAGGAUUUUUUUGUUGUUGCUUGAUUUUAAGUUGUAUUCACACACCAACUAAGACAACAUUACAAAUGCUGGAGUGCAAGCUUCAGCACUUUCUAUCACGUUUAAUUCUGUGUUUGUUGAGACUCAUUUCAUAAGUUACACCUUUUUGCUUGUGUUUUCUUAUCCAUAUUUGUUUUUAUUUAUACACAUUAUGGAAAGAUGCUGUCAAAUAAUAAAUUCAUUUUUUGAACAGUUAAGAAAGGCAUAGUUCUUGCUGUCUUUGCGAAAGUACAUUUCAAGCCCAUAGACAUGAAAUAAUACCCUUUAAACGUUAAAACAGAUGUCUGUGUAUAGCCAUCAUACUUGUUGGCGUGUAGGUGACUAUAGUACACUGACAUCACUUCCUUCUAAGCUAUAUGACACUCUUCAAAAACAAUUCUUUGUCAUCAUUUUACAUUACCAGUAAUGGCUGUACUAUCAGUUCUAUGUAUUUAGUUUGCUGGAUAUUUUGCACAACAAUGUCAUUAGAAGGCUGACACUGAUUGCAGUUUUUGUCUAGCAAUAUUUACUUGUAUGUGCAAGGGAAGUAUAAAAUACUUUGCUGUAGCAGAUUUUAUGUAACAAAAGAUAUAUACGUCAUGUUAAUAAAUUUAAAAGAAAAAAUC
This is a messenger RNA of Acipenser ruthenus (sterlet), 3340 nucleotides long. RefSeq names its product cAMP-dependent protein kinase catalytic subunit beta. Gene Ontology annotation, molecular function: ATP binding; cAMP-dependent protein kinase activity. Lineage: Eukaryota; Metazoa; Chordata; Actinopteri; Acipenseriformes; Acipenseridae. Bases 266 to 1321 code for a protein of 351 amino acids. Gene Ontology annotation, biological process: peptidyl-serine phosphorylation. Gene Ontology annotation, cellular component: nucleus; cAMP-dependent protein kinase complex. The transcript has 10 exons. The record is from RefSeq and is a predicted model, not a curated record.